This is a messenger RNA of Fusarium musae, 195 nucleotides long. RefSeq lists its product as uncharacterized. The coding region runs from base 1 to 195 and encodes 64 amino acids. NCBI's taxonomy places the organism in Eukaryota, Fungi, Ascomycota, Sordariomycetes, Hypocreales, Nectriaceae. The transcript is spliced from 3 exons. The record is from RefSeq and is a predicted model, not a curated record.
AUGACCAUCAAGUCCCUUGUUCUUUCCGUCCUCCUCAUCGGAGCCGUCAAGUCAGAAGACGCAAAGGAUCUCAGCAAGCAUAAUUGCUGCCUUCACAUCAAAAACGCCAGUGAUGCUUGGUGGAUGACAAAUCCCGAUGUCACCAAAGAGGUCUGCCAGUCAUACUACAAGGAUGUCCGAGACUGGGACGUGUAA